Diorhabda carinulata is the source of this 2179-nucleotide messenger RNA. Its product is annotated as UTP--glucose-1-phosphate uridylyltransferase. Gene Ontology annotation, molecular function: UTP:glucose-1-phosphate uridylyltransferase activity. The record is from RefSeq and is a predicted model, not a curated record. Gene Ontology annotation, cellular component: cytoplasm. NCBI's taxonomy places the organism in Eukaryota, Metazoa, Arthropoda, Insecta, Coleoptera, Chrysomelidae. Gene Ontology annotation, biological process: UDP-alpha-D-glucose metabolic process; glycogen metabolic process. The coding region runs from base 167 to 1702 and encodes 511 amino acids. The transcript is spliced from 6 exons.
AAAAACACCAGAACUCCAUACUUUAGAUUAACCCAGUACGUCUUAUCAGAGCUUGUCACACAUUCGAUAAUGUUGAUAGGAGUUUUAAAUAGUUUAAACAGUACCCACAUACUCCAGACGGUUUUAUUCUCUUGCCCACUUAAUUGCUAGUAGUGCUGUGGUCGAUAUGAUGAAAUUAUUAUCAUUGGAGGUACGUGGUCAUAGCCGGAACGGUAGUGACGCCAGUCAAUUCAUAGAAGCCACAAAACGGGACGCUCUUAACCGUUUACAAAAAGAAUUAGACAAAGUCCUACAAUCCAGCGCUACAGAUAAACGUACAGACAUUAAAAAACAAUUUGAUGGAUUCACAAAGUUAUUCACGAGGUUUCUGGAUGAAACUGGACCGUCAGUUCUCUGGGAUAAAAUCGAAAAAUUACCAGAAGACGCAGUUAGAAAUUAUCAAACGUUGGAAACUCCUACUGCCAAUUUAGUACACGAUAUGUUGGGGAAACUGGUGGUUGUGAAGUUGAAUGGUGGUUUGGGCACAUCUAUGGGUUGUCAUGGUCCUAAAUCUAUAAUAACCGUUAGAAAUGAUCUUACAUUUUUGGAUUUAACCGUGCAACAAAUUGAGAAUCUCAAUAAAACUUACAAUGUCAACGUACCUCUAGUUUUGAUGAACUCCUUCAACACCGACGAAGACACAGAAAAGAUAAUACGCAAAUACAAAAACAUCCAAAUAGAAAUUCACACUUUCAAUCAAUCGUGUUACCCACGUAUCAACAGAGAUUCCCUACUUCCAAUCGCCAAAAACUCCGAUCUACACAACAACAUGGAAGCCUGGUAUCCACCAGGUCACGGUGAUUUCUAUGAAAGUUUCCGCAAUUCCGGUUUAUUGGAUAGAUUCUUGAAAGAAGGCAGGGAAUAUUGUUUCAUAUCGAACAUCGAUAAUUUAGGGGCCACAGUCGAUUUAAACAUACUCAAUUUAUUGUUGAAUCCGGAUCAAGAAAAAAACGCCCAGCACGAAUUCGUUAUGGAAGUCACAGAUAAAACUAGAGCUGAUGUUAAGGGUGGUACUUUGAUACAGUAUGAAGGCAAAUUGAGGCUCCUCGAAAUAGCGCAAGUACCAAAAGAACACGUAGACGAAUUCAAAUCAGUCAAGACGUUCAAAUUUUUCAAUACCAACAACUUAUGGGCCAAAUUAGAUGCUAUCGAUAGAGUAUUGAAAAACGAUUUACUUAGUAUGGAAAUAAUCGUUAAUAACAAAACUCUGGAUAAAGGUCAGAACGUUAUACAAUUAGAAACCGCCGUCGGGGCGGCUAUGAAAUCGUUCGAAGGCGGUAUUGGUAUCAACGUACCAAGAAGUAGAUUUUUACCAGUCAAAAAAACUUCGGAUUUAUUCUUAGUUAUGAGUAACUUGUAUAGUUUGAAGAACGGUUCGUUGACCAUGUCGCCUCAGAGGAUGUUCCCCACUACUCCCCUAGUCAAAUUGGGGGACAAUCAUUUUUCGAAAGUUAAGGAAUUUUUGUCAAGGUUUGCUAAUAUUCCGGAUAUUUUGGAAUUGGAUCAUUUGACUGUAUCCGGAGAUGUGACGUUCGGUAGAAGCGUUUCUUUGAGGGGCACCGUAAUUAUAAUCGCCAAUCAUGGGGACAGAAUAGACAUACCUUCGGGUGCUAUUUUAGAAAACAAGAUCGUAUCUGGAAAUAUGAGAAUCUUAGAUCAUUAAUGUUGUUUUUUUCUUUUAAAUCUGGUAUUGUACGAGGUGAGAUCGAAUAUUUAUAUUUUUAAAUCGUUCAUAACACAAUCUUUAACAUUUUGAAAUUUUUUUCAAUUUAGAAUGAAAUUUAGUGUCAAUACUAUCCUGGAUUGGUUCAAAUUAGUCACCGGUUAUUUCAACAUGUGUGGGUACAAGAUUUACAUACAAUGGGUACAGCAUAAGUUAUCGUUACUACAAAAAUUUAUCUAUUAUAUUUUUUGAUCACACCUCGUAUGUUUUCGUUAAAAAUUUCGAAAUUAUUUAGUUGAAUGGAAUAGUAAAAAUGAUAUAUCUUCAUAUUAAUAUAUAUAUUUGAAUAUUAUAUUUUGGGAAAAAUUUUUUUGGACACACGUGUAAUCGGUAUUCAAAAAAAUGAAGAAAUUAAUAAUAUAUAUAACUUUAUCGAUAUAAAAAUAUUUAAAUCGACUUAAAACACAAAAUAUAUAA